Molecule: messenger RNA, 878 nt
Organism: Salvelinus sp. IW2-2015
Lineage: Eukaryota; Metazoa; Chordata; Actinopteri; Salmoniformes; Salmonidae
Source: RefSeq, a predicted model, not a curated record
AAGGACGUUGAUAAAUCACGUGAUUGACCGAGGAAGCUUCGUUGUGUCAGCUGACGGUUUAGCUUGCUGUCUUUUUCCCUCAAAACGUCGGAAUGCCAGCAACGUGUACCCAUGUCCAGCCCAUUGAGUGGACCACUGACUGUAAGAACCAGAAUUAUGAUGGCAUAGUCUUGGUGACCCAGAGUUAUGACACGCUGCCCAAGGAGCUGGAAUGUCUGAAAGCACCUCUGCAGGACUACAGCUCGGUGGACUGUGGUCUGGGAGAUAAGGUGGUGGUGUUGAUGGUUCCGGGGUUGCCUGGUAAACGCUUGGUGUUUGCGUCCACCGGGCCCGURAACCGGGACUACGAUGACGUCCGACGCUUCAGCGACGCAGCCGUUAAUGGCAUCAAGAGGGCCAUGAAGGCAGGCAUGCAGCGCCCCCUGCUGGUCUGUCCUCGUCACAGCAGCUAUGACAAGAGCACCAUGGUUGCUGCCCUAGGGGCCCUGCACGCCCUCUACAUGCCUCUGGAGGUGAGGGAGGUGUCUGUAAAGCCCAGCCCGUAUAAAGUGUGUGUUCUAGGGUUGUGGGUGGACCAGGAGGCCCAGGGGAAGGAGUUGGUGGAUCUGGUCUCUGCUCUGGAGAGUGGACGGCUUGCUUGCCGUGACAUAGGAGGGUCUGAUCCUGAGAGGAUGGCUGCUCCUCGUGUAGCUGAGUACGUCCAGGCCCUCUUUAAGGAGAGCCCAGUGCAGGUGGAUGUGGUGAGUGAUCUGAAGGUGCUGGAGAAGGAGUAUCCCUGCCUCGCUGCUGUGAACCGCUGUGCCAAUGGUAAGUGUGUGUGUACAGUGCAACCCAAGGGGGUAUACCCAGUUUACAGCCGGUCCCCCUUAUCCCCCUGA